Melampsora larici-populina 98AG31 is the source of this 1048-nucleotide messenger RNA. RefSeq lists its product as uncharacterized. Bases 250 to 732 code for a protein of 160 amino acids. NCBI's taxonomy places the organism in Eukaryota, Fungi, Basidiomycota, Pucciniomycetes, Pucciniales, Melampsoraceae. The transcript is spliced from 6 exons. The record is from RefSeq and is a predicted model, not a curated record.
GUACCUCGAUCGGCUUUUCAAUAAAUAAUCAAUCUCAAACUGAUUCUCAACAUUCCUCAUCCAAACAAGUCACAAUUUCAGUUUCCAAAAGAAAUCUUAAGCUCCUCAUUCUCAAUCAAAUUCCUUCUAGAAGUCUUCCAAACCAUCGCGAAUUACCAUUUUUGAUUAAUUUUUAAAUUAAUCUUAUUCACAAUUAUAAAAUCAUCAAAAACCCGUACAACUUUUUAAACCUUGGUCAAAUCACACAACAUGGCUUUCGCUCGUAUCUCUCAUUCAGCGCUUUUCACUCUCGUCAUGAUUGGUUGUCUAGCUACCAUCAUCACAAGUGGAAUCCUUGUAGGAGAAUACAACGUUGAGCAUGAAAUGCCACCUACCGAAGGUAUUGAAACCAGAACAAGAUACCUUUUAUUUUGUGGAAUUUGGACCUUUCUCCUCUCCCUAGUAUCGAUCCUAGGUUUAAGCUCCUCACCCGAUCAUUUACUCUUUAGUAUCGCUGGUCACUUGGUUUGGCUAUUAGUCACCUUAGUCCUUUUCGUCUCUGGUGCUGCAGCUCUAACUGCUGUGAUCCGUGGUGAACAUUACAACCAUCAAACAAGGCUUGAAAUUCUUGCCGGUUUCGCUUGGGCCGAUUCCAUUUUGAUCUUCUUAGCUAUCUUGUUAAUCCUAUCUGUAGGUCUAGGUAGACGAAAUGGUUUAGGUGGAAGUCUUUUAGCCAGUCCUAGUGCUGCUUAAAGAUUAAAUAAAAUAAAAUAAAUUCAAGACUGGAAAUAAUUUCUCCUAAUUUCAACCUUUCUGAUUAUUCUUAACAUGAUUCAUCACAUAUCUUAACCUGUUUCUCUUUUCACUCCAUUUUGGAUUUCAUGUCUUCUCAUCUUAUUUUUAUCUCAUUUUUUCUACAUAUUCUUCAACUUGAUUUUCAACCUCGUUAUUUUUCUGCCUAUUUAUUCUUCCUUCAUUCGUAUGUCUUGUAAAGUCUUGGCCAUUGGAUAUGGAGAUGAAAAACUUGCAAACCAAGCGACAAUAAUCUUAUGUGUUUGAUCGACAUCAC